Molecule: messenger RNA, 1206 nt
Organism: Penicillium canariense
Lineage: Eukaryota; Fungi; Ascomycota; Eurotiomycetes; Eurotiales; Aspergillaceae
Product: bifunctional chorismate synthase/riboflavin reductase [NAD(P)H] ARO2
Exons: 3
Coding region: 1-1206 (401 amino acids)
Biological process (GO): aromatic amino acid biosynthetic process; chorismate biosynthetic process
Cellular component (GO): cytosol
Molecular function (GO): chorismate synthase activity; FMN binding
Source: RefSeq, a predicted model, not a curated record
AUGUCGACGUGGGGUGAACAUUUCCGAGUCACCACCUAUGGCGAGUCUCACUGCCGCUCUGUCGGCUGCAUUGUCGACGGUUGUCCGCCCGGCAUGCAACUCACCGAGGACGACAUCCAGCCGCAGAUGACUCGCCGCCGUCCCGGCCAGAGCGCCCUCACGACCCCGCGAAACGAGAAAGACCGAGUAGAGAUCCAAUCGGGCACAGAGUUUGGAGUCACCCUGGGUACACCAAUUGGCAUGAUGGUCCGCAAUGAGGAUCAGCGCCCCAAGGACUAUGGUGGCAGCACAAUGGAUCUGUACCCCCGCCCCAGCCAUGCCGACUUCACCUACCUCGAGAAAUACGGCGUCAAGGCCAGCAGUGGCGGUGGCCGCAGCAGCGCCCGCGAGACCGUUGGUCGUGUCGCCGCCGGCGCCAUUGCCGAGAAGUAUCUUAAGCUCUCGCACAACGUCGAGAUCGUCGCCUUCGUCUCCUCCGUCGGCAACGAGCACCUCUUCCCCCCAACACCCGAACACCCCACACCCUCCACAAACCCGGAGUACCUCAAGCUCUUGGAGACCAUCGACCGCCAGACGGUGGACAACUUCGCGCCCAUUCGCUGCCCCGAGACAGAGGCGUCCGCCCGCAUGACCAAGAUAGUCGAGCAGUUCCGCGACGCACAGGACAGCAUCGGUGGCACCGUGACCUGCGUGAUCCGCAACGUGCCCGUGGGUCUGGGUGAGCCGUGCUUCGACAAGCUGGAGGCGAAGCUGGCGCACGCGAUGCUGAGCAUCCCCGCGACCAAGGGUUUCGAGAUCGGCUCUGGCUUCGGCGGCUGCGAGGUGCCCGGCUCCAUCCACAACGACGCGUUCGUCGUCUCCGCCGACCAGCGCCUCACCACCAAGACCAACAACUCUGGCGGCAUCCAGGGUGGCAUCUCCAACGGCGCCUCCAUCUACUUCCGCGUCGCCUUCAAGCCGCCUGCGACUAUCGGCCAGGCCCAGACCACGGCCACCUACGCCAUGGAGGAGGGUAUCCUCGAGGCAAAGGGCCGCCACGACCCUUGCGUCGUGCCCCGUGCUGUGCCCAUCGUUGAGGCCAUGUCUUCGCUAGUGAUCAUGGAUGCCCUGAUGGCACAGUAUGCGCGCGAGAGCGCAAAGAACCUACUCCCCCCUCUGCCGGCUACUCUGCCCACGAAGCCGGCGACCGCGCCCAACGGUGCGUAA